This is a messenger RNA of Rattus rattus (black rat), 1285 nucleotides long. RefSeq names its product taste 2 receptor member 3 (gene Tas2r3). The transcript has a single exon. Gene Ontology annotation, biological process: G protein-coupled receptor signaling pathway; detection of chemical stimulus involved in sensory perception of bitter taste; sensory perception of taste. Gene Ontology annotation, molecular function: bitter taste receptor activity; G protein-coupled receptor activity. NCBI's taxonomy places the organism in Eukaryota, Metazoa, Chordata, Mammalia, Rodentia, Muridae. The record is from RefSeq and is a predicted model, not a curated record. Gene Ontology annotation, cellular component: membrane. Bases 31 to 981 code for a protein of 316 amino acids.
AACAAGGAUCAGGGAGGCCUAAAUUCUAAUAUGUUGGGAUUCACUGAAGGGAUGUUUCUGGUUCUGACUGUCACCGAGUUUAUUCUUGGAAAUCUGGUGAACGGUUUCAUUGUGUCAGUCAAUGGCAGCCAUUGGUUCAAGAGCAAGAAGAUUUCUUUGUCUGACUUCAUCAUUACCAGCUUGGCCCUCUUCAGGAUCUUUCUGCUGUGGAUCAUCUUUACUGAUAGCCUCAUAAUAGUGUUCUCUUACCACACCCACGACUCAGGGAUAAGGAUGCAACUUAUUGAUGUUUUCUGGACAUUUACAAACCACUUCAGUAUUUGGCUUAUCUCCUGUCUCAGUGUUUUCUACUGCCUGAAAAUAGCCACUUUCUCCCACCCCUCAUUCCUCUGGCUCAAAUGGAGAGCUUCUAGAGUGGUUGUUGGGAUGCUGUGGGGUGCACUGGUCUUAUCCUGUGUCUGCACCAUGUCUCUGAUGAAUGAAUUUAAGAUCUAUUCUGCCCUCACUGGAAGCAGAGACACACAGAAUAUGACUGAAUAUAUCAGAUUGAAGAGACGUGAAUAUAAUCUGAUGCACGUUCUUGGGAAUCUGUGGAAGAUCCCUUCCUUAAUCGUUUCCCUGAUUGCCUACUUCCUGCUGCUUCUCUCUCUGGGGAAGCACACACAGCAGAUGCAGCAAUACAGUGUUGGCUCCAGAGAUCAGAGUGCGGAGGCCCACAGACGAGCCAUGAGGAUCAUCUUUUCCUUUCUCUUAUUCUUCCUACUCUACUUUCUUUCCUUUGUAAUUUUGUCAUCCAGUCGUUUCCUACCAGAAACCAAGAUUGCCAGGAUAAUUGGAGUAAUAAUUACAAUGUCAUACCUUGUGGGUGAUUCAUUAAUUCUUAUUUUAGGUAACAACAAGCUGAAGCAGACGUUUGUAGCCAUGCUCCCAUGUGAGUGUGGUCAUCCAAAGCCUGGAUCUAAGAGGUUCUUUGCUUCAUAAACAGCCAAGGUUGUAGGAUGGGGAACUCUUCAGCCUGGUUUAGAUACGGAGUCUUUCUGACUUUCAGUGUAUCAAUCAAUGCCAUCAAUAGGAGAGAUGCUGCUUGCUUUCCUCCUGAUCCUACCUGGCUUGGUGGUGAAAAGCUUCUUAGGACCUCUCUCCAUUGAAUCAUUUGGACAGGUGCAACAGUCUCUGGGAAAUGCCAGUGUAAGAACACUCACUAUAUAGACACGGAACUGUAUUUUAAUAACCAUUAGUUUAAACAGAACCAGUCUGUGUAUUAGUUUUAUCUGACAUUUUAUGA